Parasteatoda tepidariorum (common house spider) is the source of this 5049-nucleotide messenger RNA. RefSeq names its product E3 ubiquitin-protein ligase CBL (gene Cbl). Gene Ontology annotation, molecular function: phosphotyrosine residue binding; SH3 domain binding; ubiquitin protein ligase activity. Lineage: Eukaryota; Metazoa; Arthropoda; Arachnida; Araneae; Theridiidae. Gene Ontology annotation, cellular component: plasma membrane; membrane raft. Gene Ontology annotation, biological process: negative regulation of epidermal growth factor-activated receptor activity; cell surface receptor signaling pathway. The record is from RefSeq and is a predicted model, not a curated record.
UAAACUAAGAGUAUAAUUUUAUGCUUCUUUUUUGACAAAACAGUGCAUCUUAUGAGAAAUAGUUAUCAAAUCUUCUUAUAAAGUUCGUAAAACCAGCAUUAAGGAAAUCCAGCGUUUAGGAAAAAAGACGCUACAACCCAGGAAAUGACGCUAAUCAUUUUUGCUUUCUUUUGUAAAUACCAAUAAACUAGUUUAGCAAAUAAAUAAUGAUUAUGUAAUAUUUUUCGAGUACAUGCUUUUCCUUUUUUUUCCUUAGAGCUUUCAAAGUUAACAAUGAAAAUUUAUUUGUUUUAAUUGUAAAAAGUGGCUCCCGGAAAUAGUAAAUAGUACACAAAAAUUAGAAUAUUUUUGGUUUUGAUAUUAGUUUUCUUCAUUCCCUUUGCUGUUAUUUAGAAGAAGUAGUGUGAAAUUAUUACAUAGAAAGGAAGGGUAAAAAGAAGAAUUUCAUUGAGUAGUAUUCAUUGACAAAAUGUGAAUGAAUCGGAGGCUAGCCCGAAGAGGAAAUAGAGCAGAGCGAGGGAGGGGGUAAGGGAAGUAAUGAAAAUGGCGGUCAGUAAUCGUUGUCGGAAUAUGCAGGCAAUGAAUAUAUCUUCGAUAUUUAGCCGCCUUCAGGGUGCGUUUUCUGAAGCUAUGGCGACUCCAAAAUUUGUGAUUGAUCGAAGGACUAUCGAAAAAACAUGGAAGUUAAUGGACAAAGUUGUGAAAUUGUGCCAACAUCCCAAAAUGAACUUGAAAAACAGUCCUCCUUUCAUAUUAGAUAUACUUCCUGACACGUAUCAACAUCUUCGAACAAUUUAUCAUAAACACGAAGAUAAGAUGAAUAUUCUGAAUGAUACAGAAUAUUUUCGAAUCUUUAUUGACAAUCUAAAUCGUAAGUGUAAACAAGCCAUCAAACUUUUCAAAGAAGGCAAAGAGAAAAUGUUCGACGAGUCGUCUCACUACCGACGGAAUCUAACGAAACUUAGUUUAGUUUUCAGUCAUAUGUUGUCAGAACUGAAAGCCAUUUAUCCGAAUGGAACUUUUUCUGGAGAUGGCUUUCGAAUCACCAAAAGUGAUGCUGCUGACUUUUGGAAAUCUGCUUUUGGUGAAAGCACCAUAGUACCAUGGCGUAUCUUUCGACAAACUCUUCAUCAAGUUCAUGCCAUAAGUUCUGGUUUGGAAGCUAUGGCACUUAAAUCCACUAUAGAUUUAACGUGCAAUGAUUAUAUAUCUAAUUUUGAAUUUGAUGUCUUCACCAGGCUUUUUCAACCGUGGUCUACCCUGCUUCGUAACUGGCAGAUUCUUGCAGUGACUCAUCCAGGAUAUGUAGCGUUUCUUACUUACGAUGAAGUGAAAGCAAGAUUACAAAACUAUAUCAGUAAACCAGGAAGUUACGUCUUUCGACUUAGCUGCACUCGACUUGGCCAGUGGGCUAUCGGCUAUGUUACAAGUGAAGGUAAUAUUUUACAGACCAUUCCACAAAACAAGUCAUUGUGCCAAGCUCUAUUAGACGGUUAUCGGGAAGGCUUCUAUCUCUAUCCUGAUGGUCGUAACAUUAAUCCAGAUCUCAGUUGGGCAGUUCAGGCCACCCCCGAAGACCAUAUCAAGGUUACGCAAGAACAAUAUGAACUUUAUUGUGAAAUGGGUUCCACUUUUCAACUGUGCAAAAUCUGUGCAGAAAAUGAUAAAGACAUCAGAAUUGAGCCUUGUGGCCAUCUUCUUUGUACACCCUGUUUAACAUCUUGGCAGGAUUCAGAAGGACAAGGUUGCCCCUUCUGUCGUGCUGAAAUUAAAGGGACCGAGCAAGUCAUAGUUGAUCCCUUUGACCCUACUGGGAGAACAUUUAAGCGGAAUGAUGGGCACACAUCACACUUAGGCAAUUUAGUCGAUUUUGAUGAAGAUGAAAACUUUGAAGAUCCAAAUACGUGGACCUCUUGUCUUCAAGCAUUAGCCUUGUCACCUCGUGCUGAUGUAUCCGAUGGGAGUAGAUCGAAUAGUCGUUCUCCAAUGGUCUCUCCUAAAGCAUCUCCUCAAUCUUCCCGAAGGCCUCCGAAUUCUGCACCUCCACCUGUUCCUCCACGCCAUGCCUCACCAACUGGAACUCCAGGACAGUCACCUAGUUCUUCUCCACGCCAUUCUUGUGGUUCUAAAGAUGACUCAGGUGGUUCUGUUACUGUUACUGUCAGCCCCUCUGCAUCCCCUGAAUCUUCAGGGGUAGGUAUUUCAUAUUCUGAAAUAGCUCAUGGAAAAACAUCUAGUAGCGGAACGUGGCCACGCCCUUCAUCCGGUGGUGGGCCACCAACCACCCUAUCUCCCCCCUCGUCUAUGGUCGAUCCACCUUCCAUGAUUCCAGUCAGUCCAUCAGUACACUAUGCUGAAUUAGCACAAAUUAGGGAAGAAAUGCCUGAACCAAGCUAUGCAAAUACGGAUAUCACUUUAAAUAAUGCUAGUUCACAAAAUCCUAGGUCAGGAAUUGAAGUACCAUCUUCAUCUUCUCCUCAACAGCCUCCUACUCACAUCAACAAAAUUGAAAAAAGGUUAAUAAGAAUCGGCAAACCUUUGGAUGCUCUCGAAAACAAGGAAAACCGUGUGAGUUAUGAAAAUUUGCACAUGGAUCACAUAGCGGCCCUCAUUGCCGAAGGCUAUGCUCAAAAUGAAGUAAUCAGAGCUCUUGGAAUCGCGAGGAACGACCUUCAAAUGGCCAGGGACAUUUUACACGAGUUUGUUACCAAACGAAAAUGAGCUUUUGCUGAAGUAUGAGUAAGAAAAAAAAAAUAAUAAAUUUUUUUAACUAGUCAAAACUUAUCUUGGAAGAAUGCAACAAUAACAACGACUCUGUAAAGACGCAGAAUAUAUUUUGCUCAAAAUUGUUGAAAGACACUGUUGUUUGUUGCUUGCAUUGAAAUUCAGACGACAAAUUUUUUUAUUCACCUCAAAUGAAAUGAAUGUGGUCACUCUCGUUGGAGCUGUAAUUUGCUGGUCGAUUGCAGCGAACACUCACAUUUUUGGAGCAGGAAUUUCUCCAUUCUUCUGUAAUAAUCGAUUCUGCUAAUCAAUACAUUGAAAAUUCUAGUUAAAUAUGUAUGCAAAUAAAAUAUAUAUAUUUGCCAAAUCAUUUUUUGAUUUGUAAGCAACGAUCUAGUUCUUUUGCAUGAUGUAAAAAGUUUAAAUAUUCACAUAUUCCAUUGGUUUUGUAUUUAAAUAUUUUAUUAAUAGGUGCACUUCUAUUAAAGAACAGUUUAAAUAUCAAUUGUCAUUUAUAAUAUAACGCAUAAAUAGUUGUUCCAUUUAACCUUUUGCUAUUUAAAGUUCUUAUUUAUUGUAAGGGAUGCUUGUUGUAUGACCAAUUCUUUUUUUAAAAUUCAUCUAUAGUCUAUUGGAAUUUCUGUGCAAGUUGGAAACCAAUUUUUAUAUGGUUCAUUUGUUACAGCUGAUUAAUUGGGAAAUAUUUACUAUGAUAAAAGAAUCUAAACUUUAAAUUUGUGAAUUAAAAAGCAUUUAUAUUUCAAUAAAACCACACAUUACAUAAUGGCUUGUUUCACUCCUGAUAAUCUGGCAUACUCACUGCGAAGGAUGAUACAAAUAAUCAAAAUCAAUUUUCUUAGAAUGAAAUAAUUUGGCACUUAUCGAUUAUCUUUUUAUCACAACCUUUUUUUAUUUAUUGCCAAAACUGUAUAGAGUAAUGCAAGAUAAGAAAGUAAAAUAAAAUAUAACAGAAGAGAACAAAUUGUAAGGAUAAAAUUAAUAGGCAUCUGUGCAUAAUUAGUUGUGUAUAGCCCUUCCAACCUUCUAUGAUGUUUUUUCUCUCCUUUUCUUAUUAGUUUCUAUAGUUUGUCUAAUGUAAGAACUCCCCUAGCUAUUGGCCUCGAACCGUGGCGGUGAGUAUGGUAACGAGACAUAACUAUUUCAAGUUGGAGUGUGGGUUCAUUGCUUAGGACAGGUUGUGGCCUGGAUCGGCAAUGGAAUAAUUUUUUUUGGUCUAUUGUGUUAGCUCUAGAGCAGUGUUUCCCAAAGUGUGGUACUCAUACCCCCAGGGGUACGAGAACAGUUUAGCUGGGGGUACGCAUUCUUAUGCAAAAUAUCUUUCAACAAAAAAAAUUUCAAAAUUUUUUUAUAUAAAAACAAAGCUAGCCAUGAAAAUUUAAAAUUACAUAUUUUUCAAUUGGCUAUUUUUUGCAAAGUUAACAGUUAAUAAUUAAUGGUGUCAACAGCUAGUUGUGAAUUAACUUUUGUGCAAUUUUUUAAAAUUUUUAAUAAAAAAUCUAUUCAUUUUUUUAUUAAUGGCACACAGCGUUACGAAAAAUUUAGAGAGGGUACACAAAAGUCAAGUAUGGGAAACACUGCCCUAGAGUAAAGACAAGCUACCCUCCCUGAAAUCUGCUAUUCUUGUCUCCAUAGCAGCAGCCAUCUUAGACGUUGUGGCUGGAGAAGUUCUUGCCAUAGACAAACUAUCACUGAUCAGUUCUCACCAAAACUUGGGUUCCUAUGAUCAUAUUUAAUUUGUAAUUAAAGCUUAAUAAAAGUUGAGUCAUCCUAUUUAGCCUAUGUUAAGUAGCCAAUUUUAAGAUUGUUUUACUGAUAAACUAAGUUGACUAUCCUGCUGUUUUUUUCUUUUGUCCUCUACUAUUUUAUAAUCAUUCAAUAAUUUGUGAUUUCCCCAACGAGCUUUUGUUGGCAUAUAAACCUUUUUGCAACGUCACAGUGUCAGUCUUAAGCCUGUCUUCUCCUAAAGCAUGCUAAGAAAACCAUUGGCUUUUACUCUCUGUGUCAUUCAGUGUUAAGUCAUCCUCAUCAUCAUAGUUAGCCAGGCAGCCCAAUGUGGGCCAAUGCCUUCCCCUAAAUAUUUCUGGACAACGACUGCCGCCAAUUCUUUUUCUUAAUUGAAAGAAAAUCAAACUCCACCAAAUCAGCCCAUCUCAGCAAGAAAGCGGGGGAAGGCUGCAUUUGAAAUUCAAUGGAUAGUAACAAAGUUUUUUUUAUCUAUGUUAAACUAAUGGAAGGCAUGAGGUAGUUUACUAACCUUAGCCAAAUAUAACCAACCAAAUAUAACUCUAUACAUAUAUAUAACUC